Cutaneotrichosporon cavernicola is the source of this 747-nucleotide messenger RNA. RefSeq lists its product as uncharacterized. Gene Ontology annotation, molecular function: protein binding. The record is from RefSeq and is a predicted model, not a curated record. Gene Ontology annotation, biological process: proteasome-mediated ubiquitin-dependent protein catabolic process. The transcript is spliced from 3 exons. Gene Ontology annotation, cellular component: cytoplasm; nucleus. NCBI's taxonomy places the organism in Eukaryota, Fungi, Basidiomycota, Tremellomycetes, Trichosporonales, Trichosporonaceae. Bases 1 to 747 code for a protein of 248 amino acids.
AUGGCGGCCAACGUCGCAGGCAAUGGCUUGCAGCACUCGGGCGUGGCUGGGCAGUCGUCCGAGCACCAGACUUGGGAGGACAAGCUCGAAGCCGCGUCCGUCUCGAAAGACGAUCUCAAUGCACUUGUGUUCGACUACCUCGUUGUGGAGGGCUUCUCUGAUGCCGCGGUCGAGUUUGCUCGCGAGACGGGGAUCUCGUCGACGAUCGACCAGGAUAUGAUCCAGGAAAGGAUGGAGAUUCGACAAGCAGUAGAGGACGGUUGCGUUGAGGAAGCCGUUCGUCGCGUCAACGAGUUGGAUCCUGAGAUCCUUGACACCAACCCACCUCUGUUAUUUCACCUCUUCCUUCUUCGACUCAUCGAACUGAUCCGCGCAGACCGCGUCGAGGAAGCGCUUCAGUUUGCCACACUCGAGCUCGCUCCUCGCGGUGCACAGAACCCGGAGUUCCUUGCCGAUCUCGAGCGCACAAUGGCUCUUCUAGCCUUCCCCGACCUCGCCAAGGACGACGCGUCGUCAGACUCGUCAUUCGAGGCAAUCACUCAGCUCAUGAAGCGUACUCAGCGUGUCAAGGUUGCCAAGGAGCUCAACGCUGCGAUUCUCGAGAGCCAAGGGCAGGGCAUGGAGACGAAGAUGGCUGGGCUCCUUCGUCUUAUGAAGUGGGGUGAGGACCGCCUUGAGAAGAAUAAUCUCCGUGUGCAAGACGAUCGCGGCCGGCAAUGGGCAGACGUUGUACUCCGAGAGGUGUAG